Messenger RNA from Arachis duranensis, 1155 nucleotides. RefSeq lists its product as uncharacterized. The record is from RefSeq and is a predicted model, not a curated record. Gene Ontology annotation, biological process: translation. Gene Ontology annotation, cellular component: mitochondrion; ribosome. Gene Ontology annotation, molecular function: structural constituent of ribosome. NCBI's taxonomy places the organism in Eukaryota, Viridiplantae, Streptophyta, Magnoliopsida, Fabales, Fabaceae. The transcript is spliced from 6 exons. The coding region runs from base 516 to 971 and encodes 151 amino acids.
CCGCACAGGCUGCCUCCCGCCGUUGCGCACGCACAAACACCACACGCUGCCCCGCGCUUGCACAGAGGAAGAAUCACCGCAAACGCCGCCGUUUCCUCCUCUUCUCAGUCAAGCCGUCGUCCGCUUCUCAGGUGCGCCGCUGUCUGCUUCUCGUGACCGUCACGCCGCGUUCUCCUCUCGUCUCAGUCACGUCUCAGUCACACCGCGUCCUCCUCUCAUCUCAGUCACGCCGCGUCUUCGUCGCCUCAAUCACGUCGCCGUGCUACUCGCCGCAGUCCUCGUCGUCCUCGUCCCUCAGUCACGCCGUGUCCUUCUUCUUAGGACAUGGAGUUAAUCAGCUCCUUAGAUUUAGAGAUGCUAGUUAUGAUAGUGCUGCGGUAAAUCCAAUCUUGUAUGCUUCUCAAGGACUUCGAUACACGAGGAAGCUCCAAGUCAUCCUCACCUCUGACGUAGAUAAGCUGGGAAAGGGUGGUGAUACUGUCAAAGUCGCCCCAGGAUAUUUUCGCAACCACCUAAUGCCAAAGCUCCUUGCUGUCCCUAAUAUUGACAAGUUUGCUCAUCUCAUAAGCGAGCAGCGCAAGAUCUGUAAGCCAAUUGAAGGAGAAGAAGAACAAAAGGAUGUUAUAGUAAUUAAAGAGUCAAAGAAAGAUAUGAUGAAAGAGUAUGAAAGGGCUGCGCUUCGUCUUGAUAAAGCUAAGCUGGUCUUACGGCGUUUAAUUGAUGUUCAAAAAGCAAAGGCACGUGCAUCAAAAGAUGACCCUUUGGAGUUACGCUCACCUGUGACAAAAGAUGCUCUUGUGGCUGAGGUGGCAAGACAACUAUAUGUGAACAUUGCACCUGAAAACCUGCAUCUCCCCGUGCCUUUAGCAACACUCGGAGAAUAUGAGGUGCCGCUGCGUUUACCAAGGUCCAUUCCUUUGCCGGAGGGCAAGCUUAAUUGGACUUUGAAAGUUAAAAUUAGAAGUAGAUAAGUUAUUAGGCUUGUUGAAUCUGAGUAAUAAGUCUUGACAGUUUUGGUGUAUGAUGAUUGAUUGAACACCCUGGGAGCACGUAUUGAGAUUAAUUCAUCAUUUAUAUCGAGCAUCACAUGGUUAUGUUCAAAACCAAUUUGAGAGGAUGACAAAUCUUUUAUUUAAACUGCAGAUACUUUUUCAA